AUGGAUUUUUGCCUUCAAUACCGACACUUGAUCAUCUUCCUCAGCGCUUCCUCGCUGUUUAUCAUCAUGUGCAUGCGAUCGGGGUUCGCCUUGGUCGUAACGCACCUCACGAAGUCAAACGCCUCUGAUCUGAGUGACGUCAGCUUCUUCCGGGACUGCACGUCGUACGACGCCGGCUUCGUCAGCGAGUACAGCGAGGAGACGUCCAUGCAGUUCCACACGGCGUACUUCGUGGGGAUGGUCAUCAGCGUGAUCCUCGGGGCCUACAUCACGACGAGGUAUCCCGCCCACCUCGUCCUGGGUGCCAACACCGUGAUGACCUGCGGGCUGUUCUUGUCGCUUCCGUACACUUUCCAGAAGACGGCGACCGGGGUUUUCGCGAUACGGUUUCUGCAAGGGCUGCUGGAGGGAAUGUGCCAGCCCGCGAUAGUGGUGCUGGUGACCUCCUGGGCCCUCAAGCAUGAAAAGUCUACCAUGAUGGCCGUGGCGUUUAUCGGCCUUUUCAUCGGCCCGGGCGUGAGUAACAUAUUCUUCGGGGCCUGCAUCUGUUACAUCGGAUGGGAUGCUGGGAUUUACUUGUCCGGGUCGGCGGGGGUGCUGUGGGCGUUAGUCUGGUUCCCGCUGGCGUAUCCCUUGCCACAAGAUUGCCCUUAUAUCGGAAAACAAGAACUUAUGCGAUAUCUGGAAGAGGGCGAAACUGUCAGCAGAGGAUCUAAGGCUGUUGCCGGGCGCAUUCCCUGGAAAGCCAUCAUCACGUCGAAACCUGUGUGGGCGAUUUGGCUGGGACUCUUCUGUAAAAGUGUCGUCCUGUCAACAAUUUUAACUCUGCAGCCGCAGUUCUUCAAAGACAUUUAUGGGAUCCGGGCGGCAGACAUCGGGCUGCUGCUCUCUGUGCCUUAUUUCGUCAACAGCUCUUUCCUUUUCGUGUUCAGCUACAUCUCGGACCGUCUCAUCGCGUCUCGGCUGCUCAGCGUCACGAGCGUGAGGAAGCUCAUGCAGUGCACCGGGGUCGUGCUCGAGGGCGUCUUCUUCGUGUGCAUGAUCUACUCAGGCACGUGGCAGACGUCCUACGCGUUCCUCACGGCCGCCUACGCUCUGGGCGGCAUGACGUUCUCCGGCUACAGCUGCAACAUCGCGGACCUAUCCCCCCAGUAUUCCGGAGCCGUGGCCGCGCUGGAAAACACCGGACUCAUGGGCAGUGUGUGCAGCACAUUCCUGGCUUCUUUGGUGACGGGGAGGAACAGCACGUACCGGAACUGGUCGAUUCUGUUUUGGCUGGAGGCGGCUGUGGCCGGAGCCACCGCUGUUGUUUAUUUUCUGUUCGCUUCCGGUGAAAAGCAACCUUGGGCUGACGGGGUCAAGGACAGUACU
Lymnaea stagnalis (great pond snail) is the source of this 1371-nucleotide messenger RNA. Lineage: Eukaryota; Metazoa; Mollusca; Gastropoda; Lymnaeidae. The record is from the annotation of a GenBank genome assembly.